This is a messenger RNA of Phytophthora infestans T30-4, 1283 nucleotides long. Its product is annotated as C2 domain-containing protein, putative. The transcript has a single exon. Bases 28 to 1161 code for a protein of 377 amino acids. NCBI's taxonomy places the organism in Eukaryota, Oomycota, Peronosporomycetes, Peronosporales, Peronosporaceae. The record is from RefSeq and is a predicted model, not a curated record.
CUUCCCCACACUCUACUCUCUGCAAAUAUGGGCAACUCUUCCUCUUCCUCGGCCGUGCCCGAGAACUCGGUCCUCGACGUGGAGCUCGAGAUCGUGUUGGCCAAGGACAUUGCGGCCGGCGACUUCUUCGACAUGAAGGCCGCUCUCAAGGGCAAAGUCUCGUCCAGCGACGCCUACGCUUUGAUCGAAGUGGCCGGCCAGAAGGUGGCCUGGACGCGGCCCAUCUUCGACACGCUCGAGCCUGUGUGGAACGAAAAGUUCUUCUUCAAGAACGUCAAACCCGACACAAUCUGCAAGCUCUACCUCUUCGACGAGGACUUUAACGGGGACGACGCGUUGGGCCAAACGCAAUUCACGGCGGCCAACACUGACGGCGCUGAAACUACCUUCGAGUUGCCUAUUAAACGCAACGACAAGGCGGCCGGCACGAUUGUGGUCAAGGUCAAGUCGCGGGCCACCAAGGCCCACGGUGAUGGCCAACUGCAUCAGUACGGGCCAGUGCACUACUCGGCCCACCUGAGUGUAAGCUCGGGCAUCUUAUCGCAGUCCUUAACGGAAGACGAGAAGUUAGAGUCCUCGGCCUACCACGUGCACCUGCACAAUAUCCCACAGAUUCUACGUAAUGACCACGAGUGGAACAAAAGCUACCCAACCAUCCAAAAGAUCUUCUCGCCUGACCAUCCGGAGUCUCCUGUGCUCCGUAAGGCCAUCGCCACGGAGCACGAGGUAGUUUACAGACACGCGGGGACUACCGAGUAUGGCCAGCUUAAAGAGCCGUCAGACUUGUUUAAACUAGUCAACUACGGCCGGAGACAGGACAAGCCGGUGCUCUUCACGUACGCUAUCACGUCCACGGGCUGGUACUUCUCCGAGACUGGCGCGGCCUUCUUCAAGGACAUGUUGUCCAAGCACAUGUUGCACUCGGGUGCUGCGUUCUCCGUUAAGUACGCGGGCGAAUUCCGCAUCGAGAAGGGCCACUUUGGGAAAUACAAGCUCCUCAUCGACAACAACAGCGGCACAUACGCCCCACCCGAGGCCGAUCUACCGAAACUCAAGGAGAUCUUUGAGGCCAACUUCCAUGGUAUCUCAGUCGAGGCCAAAGAUCGCGACGACGAGGAGCUGAAAAAGUCCCGCCAAGACAUCCUGGACGCCUGGGCGUAAAGCGUUUGACUAUUUCUGUCACAAACACACAAUUUGUUUUGUGUGUUGCUACAAUUUCUAGCGUAAAAUUUGCAACAUCCCGUAACCUACAAAAAUAAAAAUGUCGAAUUUUGUUAAUGUAA